Messenger RNA from Myxocyprinus asiaticus (Chinese sucker), 17642 nucleotides. Its product is annotated as histone-lysine N-methyltransferase SETD1B-A-like. The record is from RefSeq and is a predicted model, not a curated record. The transcript is spliced from 19 exons. Gene Ontology annotation, molecular function: histone H3K4 methyltransferase activity; protein binding; RNA binding. Lineage: Eukaryota; Metazoa; Chordata; Actinopteri; Cypriniformes; Catostomidae. Gene Ontology annotation, cellular component: Set1C/COMPASS complex. The coding region runs from base 8603 to 14050 and encodes 1815 amino acids.
CACUUUUGUUUGAAUAUUAAUAAGAAUUUGCUAUUGAUUAAAUUUCAGGCUGUAAACAGGGUGCAAUUUUGAAUCAUGUUUCUGUGGUACAUCAUGGUAGGUGUUUGGGCCCAGUGGGCGAAAAACACCGUAGUGGUUCUCAACCAGGGGGCCGGGGCCCAAUAGGGGCCCUAAGCACACUUCACCAAAAACAUGGCAUAAAUCGAUUGAAAACAUGAUAUAUGUUUUAUACAUACAUAAAACAUAAUCUAUGAUAAGAUAUAAUAAUAUCUAGAUUUUUAGGUAUACAAAAUGUAUACUGAUAUUACAUUUCUUAUUUUAAUUCUACAACAACUUUUGUUUUUAUUGAAGAACUAACAGUUCUUAAAACUUCUGGAAUCACAAAAUUAAUCGUGAUUAAUUAUUACAAUCUUUUGACACUCCUACUUUGUUAACAAAAAGUUUGAAAACAACCAGGUGUCAUCAUUACAUCAAAAUUGCAAGAGUAACUAUCUUAGUCAAAAGAUAGUCAACAGAUAGUCAGGGGGCCUUUGAAUAUUUUUUUCAACAGAGGGGGGCCUUGGAGUCAAAACAGUUGAGAAGCACUGUGGCCUCAACGUUUAGGGUUAAUUCAUGUAAUUAAGUCACAUCAAUAAAAAUAUAUUUUCACUGUGCUGCACUUUACUGAUUGCAAUACAAUAUUCAAAGUUCAUUUUCUACACAAAAUUACUGUUCAUGAUCAAUAUAUAUAUAUAUUGUUAUGUAUUGAGGUCAUGCGAGCUCUGUAUCUUAUUGUUAUUGCCAGUAAUGUAAGGUUAUGUUGUAAUAGACUAUAUAGCAUGUAAUAAGCUUCCCUGUGGAAGGCUUCCAUACAUCAUGGGGUACAUGAUUAAACAUGUGUUUAUAAGGAAAGUGUAAUGUUCAUAUAAUACUUCAUUAGUACCAUGUAGUCCUACAUCAGAUUUGUAAGUAAAAGUUAACUGUAUUAACUAAAAUGUUUAAGUUAAAUUUACUCACUUUAAUCAAUAUUAUACCAUUAAAAUGUACUUUUUUCAGUGUAUGUAAAGCACUUUGAUUGAUCGUUGUGUUUGAAAUGUGCAAUGUAAAUAAACUUGUCUUCCCACAAGUAGCCUAAAUUUCUGGAUCUUCUAGAUGAAGGAUGGCACUUAAUAAUUAAUUUGCUUUAUAAAGUGACAUUUUUAUGGAACUUUGUGGCAUUUUUUAAAUUUUGUAUCCCCUUUUCUCCCAAUUUGGAAUGCCCAAUUCCCACUACUUAGUAGGUCCUCGUGGUGGUGCAGUUACUCACCUCAAUCCGGGUGGCGGAGGACAAGUCUCAGUUGCCUCCGCUUCUGAGACAGUCAAUCCGCGCAUCUUAUCACGUGGCUCGCUGUACAUGACACUGCAGAGACUCACAGCACGUGGAGGCUCAUGCUACUCUCCGUGAUCCACGCACAACUUACCACACGCCCCAUUGAGAGCGAGAACCACUAAUCACGACCACGAGGAGGUUACCCCAUGUGACUCUACCCUCCCUUGCAACCGGGCCAAUUUGGUUGCUUAGGAGACCUGGCUGGAGUUACUCAACACACCCUGGAUCCGAACUCGCAACUCCAGGGUUGGUAGUCAGCGUGUGUAAUUUUUAUUAUUAUUAUUAUGUAGUCCCAGGGGUUAAAUUGGGCCGGUAUGGUCCGGAACGGCGUUCUGGCACCUUCGAUUCCCAAAAAAAAAAAAAAAAUCUUGUUUGUCAAUCCAUCCCAUUUAUUGUAUUCUCUGUUGCCAUUUUUGUUUGAUCCAUUUGACACAUCCCAUCUCUAUUUAGCAAGUGUACUUGUUAAAAAAAUAUUUCAAGUUAAUUAUGCUUUACUCUAAUCAGUUGCCGGCUUAUAGAGGCAACAUAUGAGAGCAGCAUGCGCCUCCGCAUAUCGACGCGCGUUCCGCUUCUGUACUGCACCGUGGUCCGAUCUCUGUUUCAAGGCAUCAACUGCUCACCCAUUUCUUCUUAGACACACUCAUAUGCAGUAACGGUUUGCUUAGUUGUUAAAAAUUCAUAUACACCAAGGGGUUUUGAAUCCGAAAUCACUCACAUCCAAAGCAACAAUAACAUUGAUCAAUAUUUCAUACAACUUGAGAUCAAAAGACCACUCGACCAACACAAUGUAAAAUAUUUCACUGUUAUUAGGGGUUCAAGCCCGAAGGGCUGAAACCCUAUUGUAUUUGUAAGGAUUUUUAUUAUUAUUAUUAUUUUAUUAUUAUUAUUAUCGUGCAGACCAAACCGUAAGUCAUAGAGAGCUGAAACUUUGAGGGAAGGUAGUCUCCCAGAGUACUACAGUGUAUCAAAGUUUCGGCCCCAUCGGCCUCAAGGUGGCGCUAUAGUGAUCAUGUUUAAAUUUUGGACCAUAACUCCUAAACCGUCUUACAUCAAUGGAUUCCUUGGCUCAAGAUGAACAAAAUGUAUAGCUCCGAUUUAAGUUCCGUCAUGAAAAUUGUUGCGCUAAUUUGCAUAAUUCGAAAAACCUUUUUCGAACUCCUCCUAGGCCGUAUGUCCGAUUCGCACGAGAAUUGGGGUGUGUCUACUAUGAAACCUCCUGACAAAAAGUUAUCAAAGGAAUUUUGAUUUGUCGAUGCGUUGCGAAGAUAUAAGCCAAUAAAUUGGUCAGGCAAUGUCCGUUUUGUACGUAUUGACCAAUAUCUACCAAACGAAAAGGCCAAAUGUUACGAAACUUGACACACAUAUACAACAGCACAUUUUGAGUCUGCAUGCAAAAUCGUGAAAAAAUUUGCCUAUAGAAGGUGCUACAACUAUAAAAUGCUCAUAACUCCGCAACUGUAUUAUCAAUGAAGUUGAAAAUAAGUAUGCUUCUUGUAGGGGCCAAAUGCUAACAUAUUCUACAAUAUGACUCAGACAAAUAAAAAAAAAAACAUGGCCGCCAGCAGCCAAUCAAACUUCAGCAAAAUGGCUGUAUAAAUGGUGUGUAAAUUAUUGUAUAUUAUCCAAUGUUACCUGUUAUUGUGAACUACAUCUAGGACUCCCUAGGUCAAUAAUUAUCAAAGAAAAGUUGAACUUUAGUUAUUUAUUUAGUUAUUUUGGUGUAGCAUUUAUCAUGUGGGAUUGACCAAGUGUAUCCAAAAGCCUAUAAUUCCUUAAAUAAAUAUUCAAAUUUCUAAAACCUUUUUGGAGAUUGGGUGCUUUGUGCCUUUAUAACAGUUAAAAAGUAAGAAAAAAACAAUUAUCCUGUUUCAGGAUCACUGAACACAAGACAUCAGAGUCAUAUUUAACACCAGUUUGCAAAUUCAGCAACUUACAAAGUACAUAUACAAAUACAUAUCUUUUUUGCAUACUUUGAAAGUUCUUAAAAGGCUUGAACCCCGACAGUUGCUGCUUGCAAUUAUAUUUUGUAUUAUAUUUAUGUUUUCUCCAUUUAUGUUGAUUCAGCAUUUAUUUAUUUUGUGUGUGUUUUUUAUAAACUCUUUUAUAAUUUAACGCAAAUGUUUUCAUUACAAUAUGAGUAAAAGGUACACUGGUGGCCAAAAGUUUGUAAUAAUGUACAGAUUUUGCUGUUUCGGAAGGAAAUUGUACUUUAAUUCACCAAAGUGGCAUUCAACUGAUCACAAAUUAUAGUCAGGACAUUACAGAUGUAAAAAACAGCACCAUCACUAUUUGAAAAAAGUCAUAUUUUAUCAAAUCUAGACAGGCCCCAUUUCCAGCAGCCAUCACUCCAACACCUUAUCCUUGAGCAAUCAUGCUAAAUUCCUAAUUUGGUACUAGAAAAUCACUUGCCAUUAUAUCAAACACAGUUGAAAGCUAUUUGGUUCGUUAAAUGAAGCUAAACAUUGUAUUUGUUUUUGUUUUUGAGUUGCCACAGUAUGCAAUAGACUGGCAUGCCUUAAGGUCAAUUUUAGGUCAAAAAAGGCAAAAAAAGAAACAGCUUUCUCUAGAAACUAAUCAGUCAAUCAUUGUUUUAAGGAAUGAAGGCUAUACAAUGCUUGAAAUUGCCAAAAAACUGAAGAUUUCAUACAAAGGUGUACACUACAGUCUUCAAAGACAAAGGACAACUGGAUCUAACAAGGACAGAAAGAGAUGUGGAAGGUCAGAUUUAAAACUUAACAAGAGGAUAAGUACAUCAGAGUCUCUAGUUUGAGAAAUAGACGCCUCACAUGUCAUCAGCUGACAGCUUCAUUGAAUUCUACCCGCUCAACACCAGUUUCAUGUACAACAGUUAAGAGAAGACUCAGGGGUGCAGGCCUUAUGGGAAGAAUUGCAAAGAAAAAGCCACUUUUGAAACAGAAAAACAAAAAGAAAAGGUUAGAGUGGGCAAAGAAACACAGACAUUGGACAACAGAUAAUUGGAAAAGAGUGUUAUGGAUCUUAACCUCAUUGAGCAUUUGUGGGAUCAGCUAGACUGUAAGGUGCGUGAGAAGUGCCCGACAAGACAGCCACAUCUAUGGCAAGUGCUACAGGAAGCGUGGGGUGAAAUGUCACCUGAGAAUCUGGACAAACUGACAGCUAGAAUGCCAAGGAUCUGCAAAGCCAACCCGAUCUCAUGAAAAGUCGUACAUAAUUUACGAGGUGGCUAUUUCGUGUGAUGUCGCACGAUUUUGUUCACAUGAACACGUACGAUUUGAUCACGUGCAAAUUCCCAGAUGUCUAAUGCAGAAAGUAUGCGCGAGUUUCACGCAGGAGGCAUUAAGGACAUGCUUAUUAAUAUUAUGGCUUUACCCAAACCCUUUAUCUAAACUUAACCAUUCAGUAGAGUGUGUAAACAUGAUAGGAAGCUGUUGUGUGUGACAGAAGCAAGUAAUUGUCGCGUAUUAGAUGUAAACGACGUCCAGCGACGACACUGGCUGUAGUGAAAGUCGUGGGAAUUAAAACGAGUGCAAUCGCAGGACACGUACGUAUUAGCCAAAUUUAGAAAAGUCAUUUGAAUCCUGAUGAUUUCGCCGUGAGAGUGUGUUGGCAAAGGUGUCAUUGCUGCACAUGGAGGAUUUUUUUAUGAGAACUCUUUGAAGUAGUUUUUUUUUUUCAAAUUGUGAUAGUAAUAUUUCACGUCAUUAAUGUCCCGACUCUACAUUGUGAUCAGUUGAAUGCCACUUUGGUGAAUAAAAGCACCAAUUUCUUUCCAUAAGAGCAAAAUCUGUACAUUAUUCCAAACUUUUGGCCGCCAGUGUAUUUGUGUAGUAGAAGGUGUUUAUUAGUUAAGAACAAUGUGCAUUUACUUUUAAAUUGUAACAUAAUUAGAUUUAAGUUUAGCAUGUUCUAUAACAGGGGUGGGCAAAUAUUUUGGUAAAGGGGUCACAUCAGGCUUUAAGUAGUGCAUAGGGGACCACAUUGUAUUCCUUUUGAGAUACAAUGUUCUGCAUUGAUUUGGUUUUUGUAGUCUUUUAAGCUCAGAAAUAGUUGUGUACUCAAUUUUCUGAAGUGUAUAUGUGACUUAUUGGUCUAUUCUGCAAUUGCCUAAAGUAUUGUAUUUCUCUACAAAGGUAGAUACUUUUCUAAAACUGAAUAAAGGCUAAACUUAUUAUAAAUUAUUUACUUUACCAUCUCUACUUCCCUGUUCAUUUAUUAUUCAAUUUUACUUUCUUUUAAUUUUUUGUCGUGAAGCGGUGAGUUUACUUAUUUUAUUCUCAAAACAUUACCCGUUUACAUGCUAAAAGGUCAUGAUGGGGUUCUCGUCAAUGGUUUGACUUUCCAUUCAACACACAACUGAAUAAAACAGGCUGCAUGACUAUAAAUGAUUACUGCAAGAGUUAGAUUAACAUACAGGUGCGAGGGACUUCAACAUCUCUAAACUGAAUAAUACAUCAAAUUAAUUAUACCAUACAGGCAUAGGCUAUUAAUAAAUCCAUAUUUAUAUACCCAUGUAUUUUAUUAAAACACUUUCUUAUUUAUUUAUGUAUUUAUUUAUUGAAUGAGGGGUUGCGACAUCGUCCGACUUUAGGGUUCCCCCCACCUCCGAAAUCCCAAUUUAACCUCUGUGUAGUCCUAAACGUCUUAUCAAAGCAAUAAUGCACGAGAGGCCAUCCUAUAUUGUGAAUAUAGUCAGUAACACGGCUAAAGAUCGUUUGUAGGCCUUCUAUUUAAGAGUGAGAAGCCUUCCUUAAUUUUGUAAUUAAUUAAAUGUAAUCCUGUCUGAUCGUGGCCAAUGGGCGAGCUGCUAAUGUACCCCCCUCACCACACCAGCCCCACCGUCACAGCCAAUAAGAGAUUAGAAAAAGGUUGUUGUUUUUUUCCCCUUGUAGUCCACAGAUAGGAGGCGUCAUAUGACUGUCCCUUUACAUAAUGUGACUAGGUUAUGUAGUGACUCCGAACAGCAUAGGAGAUAAGCUGCUAAACAUUUUUUAACACAGCCGGCCAUGGUCUGAAAAAAACUGUGUAUUAUUGAAAUGGUACAUGAGCUCAAAAGGAACAAUUCAUCACCGAAGGCCAAAAGCGGCCUACAGCAGCACCGAUGAUCACCUUUAAUACAUCAGUGCACAUACUGUUAUUCUUAGUAAUGUAGGCUAAUAAAAUGUAAAUAAACGUUUUUAAAGACAACCAACUUCAAUCUGAAGAGGAGACGGUUAGGACAGAUAGCUGACUGAAUGACAGCUGAUGCCAAAACAGGAGCAAAAUGGAUAAAAAAAAAUAAUUACAGACAACGUGAGAGCACAUUUAUAUUUAUUAUGAUAUAUGUUAUAUAACAUCAGUAAGCGUAAAACCCCCAUUUUCAGAAAUACCAUAAUAUUUGACUAUACACAAUAUCUAAUAAAAAAAAUUAUAAAUAAACAUCUUUAAUUUUAGGCUAAUAUGAACCAGAAUAUAACUAAACGAUAACUCCACGGUGGCAUGGUGAUAAAUAUCGCCUUGGUCUUGAUCUGGUUUUAAAUCUCGUUUUUUUUUUUUUAUGUCACGUGGAAUGUUAAAAUGCCUUUAAAAGGAUCAUUUAGCACACACUCCUGGCAUAAAAAUCCUGUGGAUGUUAGCUUUAAGACUGGCAGCUCUACUUCUCAAGAUAUAAAUAAAAGCUAACACGGCCUGGAAAAAAAUACGAGUCGACAAAGAGUGAAAUUGAAUGUGAAAAUUUGACGAGGAUAGACUCCAGCUGUCCAGAGAACAAAUGAAGCUCGCGGGGGAAAUGUGCUUUCAAGCGUCUGCAUAUCCAGUAGCCUUAUAUAUAUAUAUAUAUACACACACACACACACACACACACACACACACACACAGAAGACAAACUGGCGUCGACUGUGGUUCCAAGCAGUAGACUAGAAACAGCUUGCGUUCUCGGGAUCCAAAGAUAAAGAGGAUUUUCCUAAUUAAAUGCAUGAGUGCCACGAAAUGGCCUCAUGACCCGUUUGAGCCUGGGCGGCAGGAAACGAAGUGGGCAACAAGGCGUUGUUCCAUUUUCUGGCAUAUUUCUGACACCAAGGCUACUCUUGACUAUGGCAAAAGACAAAAAUGAACAAACAACCACGAAAAUAAUAAUAAUAAUAAUAAUAAUAAUAAUAAAAUAGUUGGUGUUCCUUAAUGAAAACUGCGCAACAUCAUUUAGGCUGAUAAAUUAGACCUGAAGUCGCCCCAAGAACAUAUACAUACAGAGAGAGAGAGAGAGAGAGAGAGAGAGAGAGAGAGAGAGAGAGAGAGAGAGAGAGAGAAUAAAGGGGGAAAAAAACAGAGAGACAGAGGCAAUGACCAAAUUCCAAUUAUGAGAUGUUUGGGUCAUAGAUAUGUACAAUACGCGUUUAGACCUUUGGACUAACCAAAAUAUGCAAAAUCACAUUGCCAUAAAACGGUGGAAAAACACGACAAUUUGCAUACCACAUACCGGUAUGUGUUGCAACAGUGUGAUAAAUUCACCAGAAGACCAGAGCAACCCUAGCGCCCCCCAAAAACCCAAGUGUUCCUUAGUGCGCAAUCCUGUGUGCUUCACGUCAAAUGAUCCACUGAAUGGCUGACGAAUAAACUGCACCGAAUGUUCUUGAAAGGGGAAUGAGAGAGAGAGCACAACAGAGGACUGGAUAUUCCCUUUGUGCUUGCUGAUUGAAAUGCCACACAGUGUUUGAGAUUCUUUCUCCGACCUUAAAUGGUUAGGUGGGGUGCAGCCGGACCCGUGGCACGCGUCCAAACGCUCAGAUUACCGCUGUGCGGGUUGUUGUUGUUUUUUAGUGCACAGGGUUUCCAUGGCUUUGCGCAGCAGCGUCGAGAGCGGCUUUUACGCAGAUGAUAUCUCUGCUCAGAUGAGCGAGUUUUAUGCAAUAUCCUGGCUUCACAAGCAUAAAGCCCCUUCUGAGCACAUCUUGAGAUUGUGUUUGCUUGAGAACGCCAUGUUUGCGUGUCGAAAGCUGAAUCAUUUGUAACAGCGUCCCGACAGCCUCGCCCAUAUAUGGCGCGGCAACCUUCCUUCCCCCCUCUGAUGUCCUUUGUGUGGAGAAGCCAUUUCGAAAAUGAGAACAGCAGAGAAGCCGUUCCACUACAGGCUAUUUCAAAGGUCGCUUUGGACAUGGGUCAGCAAAAAGAGGCGUUGCAACCCAACCCCCUCUUUAAAGCAGUGUUAAAGGAUCCGAAGAUGGGAAUGAAAACGUUCCUGUUUCUUCAGCGUAUAGGCCUGAUAAAAAUAUUUCAUCAAAAUGUUAAGUUUUGGCGAACGGAAUGGACAACAGCCAUCCUAUUUGCAGUUCGGGAGAGAAACGAAGUCAUCACUGGAGAAGUUACAAGUUGAUUAUUGACCCAGCGUUGAAAAAAGGAUCGCACAAACUGUAUCGCUACGAUGGACUGCACUUCAGCAUGCCGAACCCUGGAAUGCCACCGGUGGAUAUUGUUAGAGACCCGAGAAUCGGUCGUCUCUGGACAAAGUAUAAGGAGACGGAUCUCCCCGUUCCUAAGUUUAAGAUCGACGAAUGUUAUGUCGGUCGCGUGCCCCCGAAAGAAAUCACGUUCGCGAGACUGAAUGACAACGUCAGAGAGGGAUUCCUCACAGACAUGUGCAAGAAAUUCGGGGAUAUCGAGGAGGUGGAAAUUUUAUACAACCCGAAGAAUAAAAAACACCUCGGAAUAGCUAAAGUCGUGUUCGAAAACGUGAAGUCGGCGAAAGAUGCUGUCCAGAAUCUGAACAACACGUCUGUCAUGGGCAACAUCAUCCACGUGGAGCUGGACCCUAAAGGUGAAAAUCGCCAGAGGUACUUCCAGCGUUUGAUCAAUGGAAGUUAUACUCCACUCACGCUUCCAGUUGGUGGUGAAGAGGCUUGUGAAGUUUCUCCCCGUAGCUUGGCUGAAGCCAUGCUGGCAUGCAAGCCCCUGCGAAGGCUGUCUGAAGGCAGUUCUUCUGCAGUCACGGGCACUGCCACACCAGGUGGCACCAGCACGCCCAUUUCUCUGGAUACGGCCUAUUCCAGUCUAAGGCAGGAUACGCCCCAGUCCCAGGGUACCCCGCACACACCACGUCAGUCGGGCACCCCGUUCUCUCAGGACUCCAGCUACUCUAGCCGGCAGGGCACUCCGGCGUUCCAGUCUAACCGUGUGGAAGCCUCGGGAGGGUACAAGGCAAGGAGGCACGAAACCAAAUUCCACGAUGCCUACAACCGUAGGCCAGAACGGCAUUAUGUCCAUGGCACAGGAGGGGCACAUCGCGGCAACGCAGAGCAGCUGCCCAGUUUUAAGCAACAUCAGCCACCUGAACCGCCAUCCCCUGCAUUUGCACACACGCCGCCACCACCAGCCACUGCAAAUUUCAAGACCGCUUUCUCCCCCUAUCAGCCCCCAAUGCACCCUGUGUACCCUCACACGGAAUCCCCAUUUCACCAGCCCGUUCAGCGGGAAGUGGAUUACAGGAGACCCUCUCAAGCCCCUCUUCCCCCAGUCACCGAUUUUACGUCUGGUAGAGACAGACCUGCAACGCCGCCAAUGCCUGAGCAGCCCCCUGCGCCUGAAACCCAUCCAGCCACACCUCCGCCCUCCACGCCCAGGCCCUCCCCUUCGCUAGGCACCCCCACCCAGGAGUCAGAGCGCAACAGCCUGGACUCCCGCAUAGAAAUGCUCCUUAAGCCAUUCCUGAACGAGCGAGGAGACUCGGACACUGAGGUGCGCAUGGACGGGAGCCCAAUCUCCUCGUCCUCCUCACAGCUAUCGCCUAUCCCGCCCCAUCGGCCUUCGCGGCCUUCAAGCACUGGCCUAGAGGACAUCAGCCCUACUCCACUGCCCGAUUCGGAUGAUGACGAACCUAUCCGAGGUACUGCUUCCCUGCUGACGAACUCUAGGGUGAUGUCGCCCACCAACAUUAAGAGCGGUACAGGAUGCCCACGGACACCCACGGACAAAAUGGACAUGGGCAAUCAGUCCUCCGGUGAAGACAUGGAGAUAUCUGACGAUGAGAUGCCUGGCACACCCAUUGCCAGCGGGGAUUGUGCCAAAAGCAUUGUGGUCAACUCUGCCCUGUCGCCAAUCCAGACCAUUCCCAUGCCCCCACCAGGGUUCCCCCCUCUGCCCCCUCCACAGGCUGGCUUCCUGCCACCUCCUCCUCUUCCACCCCACUCAACCGUUCCACACCUGGCUGCCCCUCAUGCAUUGCUACACCCAUUGCACACUUUUCCCCCUGGCAUGAUGCCCAUAAUGCAGGUGGACUUAAUGAGCUCCUUACCACAGUGGGGAAGCGUUCAUAUGUCCUUCCAAAUGCAGACUCAGAUGUUAAGUCGUAUUGCACAGAGCCAGCGACUGUAUCCUUACCCCCACUUCAUGAGUGGGGCCACAGCAGGGGCUGCUGCUAGUGCCAUGCAGUUUGGGGGCCCGUACGCACCUCUAUCUAUGGUUGGUACCCCUGCUGGUGUGGGCCAUGGGCAAACCUGGCCUCUGCCCACUGUACCCAAGUUCAAUCCUUCUGUCCCACCGCCGGGUUAUGAGCACCAGAAGGAAGACCCACACAAAGCCACUGUGGAUGGAGUGCUUAUGGUUAUUGUCAAAGAGCUCAAGGCCAUAAUGAAAAGAGAUCUCAACCGUAAGAUGGUGGAGGUGGUGGCCUUCAGGGCGUUUGAUGAGUGGUGGGACAAACAGGAGCGUUCUGCAAAGGCUACACUUACACCUGUGAAGACAGGUGAGAGUAAGGAUGAGGAGAAAGAACGGGCCAAGCCCAAAGAGACUAUAUCCUCUAGCUUGCUAGAGAACUGGAACAAGGUUGAGGGUAUGGGCUUUGAGAGUAUGGGGCUUGGCAUCGGCCUGCGUGGUGCCAUCAGGCUACCGUCCUUCAAGGUAAAGAGGAAACAGCCCCCUGAACCAACAUCAACCAAUGACAACAAGAGAGUGAGACCAUCCACACCUGUCGAUGAUGAGCUGGAGGAUGAAGAAUCAGAAAGAACAGAACUUCGCCCGGAUGGAUCCAGAGCGGAUGGCGGUGGUUCUGCUGCCAAGCGAAGGCCAGCCAGGCCUUUGGAGCUGGACAGUGAGGGUGAGGAGGAGGAGGAAACCUCUGGUAAAGAGGAGUCAUCACUGUCCGAUCAUGAAGAGGAGCCAGAUGAAGAUGCUUCUGAGAGGUUGUCCUCUGGCAAGGAUAUCGUGAAAGAGGAAGAUGACGACAAAAAGAGUGAAUUAGACUCUAGUGAGAGUGAAUCAUCAGACUCUUCAGAUGACGAAGCCUCUAGUUCGUCAUCCUCCAAAUCUGGUUCAGAUUCCUCUGGGAGCGAGAGCUCGUCUGACUAUGAAUCAAGUUCAGAGGAGGAGGAGGAAGAAGAGGAAGAAGAGGAAAGAGUAUUAGGAAUGGAGGAUGAAGAUGAAGUGCGAACCUCAUCGUCAUCCUCAUCUUCCUCAUCCUCAUCGUCUAAUGAAGAGGAGGAUGUUGAUGUAAAAGCCCCCGGUACUCCCAUAGGACCACCCCCAGAGGAGGAGUCAACAGAGGGGUUAGAAGAGGCUGAGAUUGGUGGUACAGUGAGCUCAGUCAAACCUGGUUUUGAAAUCAUUCAAACUCCAUCACCCAAAGGAGUGCCAGUUGAGGAUCCCGACAUUGACUUGGAGGUCAGUGUUUCAGUGCCCAAAGCUGAAACAAAUCUUGAUGAUGUUGGUAGCCUGCGGCCACCCACGCCAACAGGUUCGUUUGGAGACGGUGAUCAGGACAACCGACCAAAGAUCCCCGUAGAGGAGGAAUUCCCCCAUACCACAGGUUGUGAUGGCUCAGUUCCCUUAGAAUCAGAGGCCUCAAUCCCACUGUCUCUUCCUGCUUCUUCCAUGCACCUGCCGUUUCCCCCCAAUAAUGUCCUUGAAGCACGUUCCCUUCUUCCACCACCGGAGGCUUUGCCUGAAUUGCCUGUCCGUGGGCGAUUGCCUACGGAAGAGGACAUCCCAAGAACGCCAGGCAGAGACCUUAUGGACAAGCCUCGAGGUAUGGGCAAGUCGCAAAGCACUGAUACAGUUCCUGUCACACCAGGCAGCGACACUCCGCUAACAGGUAACAGCUUGAGCUCCCCUCACAUUCCCAGCAGCCCUUUCUCUUACCCCGCCCAAUCCCCUAUCCUCAGUGCUGGGAUCCCUCGAACUCCAGGUAGAGACUUUACUUUCACUCCAGCUUUCCCUGAAUCUGCUGCUUUAGCUGCAGGCCUUCCCAUUCACAGGAAGGCCUCCUCUGAGAGCUUGGAGGAGAAGUCUCUCUUUAAAGAGCCUCUGCUCAGUGCUUCUCCUCAUGCCAGCCUACCUAACAAUGCAGCUUCCUCUCCUUUCCCUGGCCCUCCCCUUCCUGUUGCUUCACUUCAGGAGGCAACUUUGCCUCCCCAAGGCUCCUCCCCAUCUUCUGUAGAAAUGUACUCCACCCCUGCUCAAAAAGACAUACCUGUUCCAACGAUAGAUGUUCCUGUGCCCUUAGAUGCUACUCCACCCAAGAGGAAACCAGGACGACCCAAGUCUAAAAAGGGGCCUAUGGUCGGUCCUGAAGAUGCCCAAGAGCCUCCAGCUCAAAUGGUGGCCUCUUUGCCUCCAGACCUACCAGUAAACCAUUUGUACCCAGAGCUUCCUUCAGAGAAGCUCAAAGAAGCAGACAGCGACUCCACAGCCAUGGCCUUUGAGGAAGAAGAAGACCGAACUCAGACAGUCCUACCUCAUGAGGUGGAGGACAGGCUUUUCUAUGUGGAGGAACCUAUUCAGAAGACACGUCGACAGAGGAGAGGGUGGCAAGAGUUGUUGUUGUCCAUGCAUUCCCCUGUGACAACACCACCCCAUCCCAGUUUCCUACCCCGCUCAGAAUUCAAGGAGAUGACCAUCUUGUAUGACAUCUGGAACAACGGUAUCGAUGAGGAGGACAUCCUCUACCUUAAGGUCACUUACGACAAGAUGCUUCAGCAGGACAAUGGCAAUGACUGGCUCAACGACACUCUCUGGGUCAACCAUCCUCCCACCAAUGUGGUCAGCGUGUCAGGGGUGAAGCGAAAGCGGAGAGAAGAUGGCAUAUGGGAUCAUGUCACUGGCUGCGCCCGUAGUGAGGGCUACUACAAAAUCGACAAGAAAGACAAAAUGAAAUAUCUGAACAGCUCACGCCUACAGUCAGAAGAGCCUGAUGUGGACACUCAGGGGAAGAGUAUUCCAGCACAGCCCCAAGCAUCCUCUAGGGCAGGGUCGGAGCGGCGAUCUGAACAGCGUCGCUUGCUCUCAUCCUUCAGUUGCGAUAGCGACCUCCUCAAGUUUAACCAGCUUAAGUUCCGUAAAAAGAAGAUCCGGUUCUGCAGAAGUCACAUUCAUGAUUGGGGAUUGUUUGCCAUGGAACCUAUUGCUGCUGAUGAGAUGGUUAUUGAAUAUGUUGGCCAGAAUAUCCGACAGGUUAUUGCAGACAUGCGAGAGAAGCGAUAUGAGGAAGAGGGCAUCGGCAGUAGCUACAUGUUCCGUGUGGAUCACGAUACCAUUAUAGACGCAACCAAAUGUGGCAACUUCGCCCGCUUCAUCAAUCACAGUUGCAAUCCAAACUGUUAUGCCAAAGUCAUCACUGUGGAGUCACAGAAAAAGAUCGUCAUCUACUCCCGGCAGCCAAUAAAUGUUAACGAGGAGAUCACAUAUGAUUACAAGUUCCCCAUCGAGGACGAGAAGAUACCUUGCCUCUGUGGUGCAGAGAACUGCAGGGGAACAUUAAAUUAACCCCAGCUGGAUAGGUGAGAACUAACUUAACAUGCACUGCCCCGAAAGCCCAGACGCCAGUCUUCUGUAAACACCAUGCCAUAACCGCAGGGAGCUACAGAGGAAUCAGUGGGUGGAAUUCAACACAUCCACUAAAUUUAUAUUGUGCAGCUAAGUGUCUGGGACUUCUUUUUGUACUUUUUCAUGAUUGUUUACAAUUUACAGGUGCUCUUUCAAAAAUGAGUUUUCUACCACUCUUCCAUUGACCUCUGUAUGUACGAAAAUACCAUAUUUAUCCCCAAAUGUUUGGGCACUAGGUUUGCUGUCGGCCCGUUUGGCACACUUUGUCACGUGGAGCUCAAGGUCUGUGUCAGUCUCCUUUUCCUCUGCGGUUCGGGUAUGGAGAGACCUCCCCGUCCCUGAACUCUAACCCUGAACACUUUAAGCUGCUUGUAUCUGUCCAACACGCACAAAAUUCACAGUUUUAAAUAUUUUUUAAUAGCUUCUCUGUCCAUUAUCCCCCUCAUUCUGUGUGAAACAAGCUUACUUAGAUAUUCACAACUUUAUGCAAAAAUUCUGCUACCAGGAAAGAUUUUACUAAGUUUAGCAUUCUUUGUGACACUAAUCGAUGUUGGGGGAUUUGGGUUGAUUGUCUUCAGUUUGCAGAACAUUCAACAGCUUAACAAAAGCACACCUGCGCCGGCCACAAAACAAAUGAGUAGACAAGGUCCAAAGCUCAGUCAAAUUUACACAAAGUGAAACGCUCCCUCCGCAAUUCUUGAUCCAGAGCUGUGUGACAUCUACCGACUCGAUCUUUUCUGAGGAUCAAAAGCAAACCAAACAAUACACUACAGACUACACUUACUCUCUCAUUUAAUACAUUGUGACAUUUUUACCAAAAGUGUUAUGCAAAUUUGAGUGUGUGCACUGCCCCCUAUCGUCUUCAAGCUGCAAAGACCGAAAGCUGCUUAAAUUCAGAUUCCACUUUGCUAACAAUCAAGAGGUACAGCGUAUUAAUAAUUCUGCAUCAUCUUAUGUGUCAGCUUACUUUUUCAAGUCAAGACUUUGGUUUUUACUUUUGUAGGUGCAAUUGGCUUCAUAUACAUUGGUUCACUGGUGCUGAAUUUUCUAUAAUGGGGGAAUUCUUGCCAGUGUCGACAAUACAGUGCUGCUAUUAUGCGGUACUGCAAACUUCUGUUGCAUUUUCACGAGAGCUCUUUCUCUACCAGUUCUUUUUAAUACAGAUGGCAAAUUCCACCUGCACUGGUUUCAGGUCAGUUAGUGGGUGAAUCUCAUGAAAACACAUCUAAGUCAUAUCCCAACCCCCCCCCCCCCACCACCAGUUCUCUUUACUGUAAAGUGUCUGGAGAUUUUACUUUGAAGUUUUCUAGUAAUUAUUCACAAUGAUAACUCUCAUUAGAUUCUCUAUACUGUAAUACAGUAUAUUUUACUGCAUGCAGUUAACAGAUUUUUUAAAUAUCAUAAAUUAAAGGCAGUACAACAAACUAACAAUGUAUAAAUUCAUUAAUAUAUCAUAAUUUUUUCAUAAUACAGUAAUGUGAAUGUGUGAAAGUGUACUUUAAUUGUCAUGAAAAUAUUGUCAUUAUAGGAAAAAAUCUUAAUGGCCCUAAAAAAAAAAAAAAAAAAGUAAUUUCUUAUUUAUUUGUUUUUUAUUACUUUAGGGUGAAAUAUUACCUGGACAUGUUCCAUGAGAUUCACCCUGGUGUAUGACUCUGGUUCUCAUAGUAUUAAGUGUUCUCUAUGUGUGCAUUGACUUAAAUUCAUUCAUAAUAUCACACUUUAAAUGCUGACGCUUUACUGAAAAUCUAGGUAAAUGCAUCUUCAUACAUAACCAGUGUUUAGAAUAAUCAAGGCCCCUGGAGUAUUAGGUCCAUCAGUGCUUUAAAAGCUGCUCUGGUUGAAGUCAACCUGAAAUCGUCUGGUGUAGACCCUGAAGAUCAAUGAGUCAAAUACAGUGCCAAAUAUGUACUUGGGGACCUUGAAGUGUCACAGCAUCAAAGGCAAACCUUUCUCAACUUGUUUCCACACAGGUCUGUGUCCGUAGAUGGUAUCUAGAAAUCUUCAGUUCAUUGAUACUUUGGGUGAUCUGUUGAGUUCCAUAAGCAUUUUGCUCCGUAUUUAACCAUCAAAAUGUGUUUAAAGAGCUGUUACAGCCAGAUUUCUCCUCCAGAAAGAGGACUUUUGCAAGGCAGCAUCUGGUCACUUUGCUAUUCUUGUUUGACUUGGUUAUGUUUAUAAAUGCACUAGAAGCUUCCACCCCCAUCAAACCAACCGGCACUCACUCAUAAGACCAAGCUAUAAACCUUCUAAGAGGAUAGCUAACGUCCUUUACAUUAAACCCAACCCCCCCCCCCCCCCGUUGGUUUUCUUUCUUUUAAAUAUGUUUAUAUUGUACAGGAUAUGAUUGUUUGUAUAAAGAAAUUAGGCUUUUUUAUCUUGAUGGGAAGUGAUGCAUCGUUCUGCUUUUACAAGCGACAAAUUGAGUAUUUAAAAUGACUUUUUCAGGGAUCAUUCUACGAAAAAAGGGGUUGAAUAGCUAAUUUAAAGAAAAUGAUGCAUCUUGUACAUAAAACAGAUUUGUACUUCCUUUUGAAAGAUUGUUUCUUGUAGAAACGUCUUUUUUCUGCCCAUUUUCCUUUGUGUAAAUACUUAAACUGUGAAUAUAUAAAUAUAAAUAUAUAUAUUUUUUGUUCCUGAGGAUUUUCUACAGCAUCAUGGCUCGGAAGGUCUAUUUGACAGUGAGUACAGAGAGCUGGUGGCAGUAUUUUCAGCUUGUGUCAAGCUUUAUUUUUUAUUUUUGGUUGUAAAUUCUAUGAAAAUCUGUUUGCAGUGUGGGGGAAAAGCAUUAUCAUUCAGAAAUGGCAAGGAACAUAUGUGAAAUUGACUUAUACCCCCUUGUCUAUUUAUUAUACCACAAAUGUAUGAAAAAAGCUAAUGGAAAAUAAAGGAUCUUUUUUUUUUUUUCAAACUGCUUUGUCUUUAAAUCUUUUAAUUACAUCUCAUUUACAAUGGCAAGAAAAAGUAUGUGAACCCUUUGGAAUUGGCUGGUUUUCUGCAUUAAUUGGUCGUAAAAUGUGAUAUAUUCAUCAAAGUCACAAGUAUAGACAAACACAAUGUGCUUAAGCUAACAACACACAAACAAUUAUAAUCUUUCAUGUCUUUAUUGAACACAUCCCAUUAAACAUUCACAGUGCUGUGGAAAAAGUAGAUCUAAUUACUGGUCAAUCCUCCUUUGGCAGUAAUAACCUCAAUCAAGUGUUUCCAGCAGCUACGGUUAGACCUGCAUAACAUUCAGAAGGAAUUUUGGACCAUUCUUCAUUACAAAACAGCUGUUGGGUUAAGGUCUUCAAGUCUUUAUGCAAAGCAACAGUUCAAGAUUGUAUAUCUUCUGAUAUCUCUUUUUUUUGCACGUCUUGAUUCACGUCAGCAGAUGCUUCUCGUGAAUAGCAAACUCAAAAUGUUUGUGCUUUUUAUAAGUAGCUCUAACCCACAUCUACAAUCUCAUUUUAUUAAUUGGUUGCCAGGUUUGCCAACUCCUGACUCUAAUUAGCUAUUGUCGACAUCAUUAGCCUCGGGGUUCACGUACUUUUUC